This is a messenger RNA of Linepithema humile (Argentine ant), 2605 nucleotides long. The record is from RefSeq and is a predicted model, not a curated record. Lineage: Eukaryota; Metazoa; Arthropoda; Insecta; Hymenoptera; Formicidae.
CAGCGAUUCUACAGCGAAGGAAUCUCAAUAGCCAUCCCCACCCAGACAUUUAUACUGAAUGCCAAAUGAGACUUGCGAUGAUUCUUUUAUUUCAAUGUACGUAUUCGAAAUGGACGGACGUGUGAAAUCGCUUUUUCUUCUUUUACUUUGCUUAUCAAUACACGCGAAGGAUAUAAAUUUGAUUAGGGAAAAGAGAAUCGUUGGCGGUAUCGCAGCCGCUCCACCUCCCGAAGACGAUCCCGUAGUUUUUGUAAAUAAAAACGAUCGAUAUGCACGAAUAAUCGGCAGCCGCGAUCCCGACAAAGGAUUUUACACUUUUCGUGGAAUCCGGUUUGGACAACCGCCAACGGGUCGAGAUAGAUUCCAGCGAGCUACGCCCGUGCAUCUCGAAGGAGAAUACAACGCCACUACUUGGGGACCUGCUUGCCCUCAGCCGAGCCACGACGGAUCCGACAAAAUCGUCGGAAGCGAGGAUUGUCUUUUCCUGAACGUGUUCACGCCGUCGCUUCCAGACAAUAGCGACGGCUAUCCCGUGCUGAUAUGGAUUCACGGAGGCGGUUUCAGAAGAGGUGCAGCGUGUCAAUACGAAAUGAGACAUCUAAUAAAAAAGAAACUGAUCGUCGUGUCCAUUCAAUACAGAUUAGGCACGCUAGGAUUUUUAAGCACAGGUACGCCGGAAAUGCCAGGAAACAACGGUAUGUUCGACAUGGUACUGGCCGUCGAUUGGGUAAAGGAUUACAUACGCUUCUUCGGCGGUAAUCCGAGUAGAAUAGUAGCCUUUGGCCAUGGCACUGGCGCCAGUUCCGCUAUGAUGCUGUCCUUGUCAAAAUUCUGCGAAAACAGCUUCAGUGGUUUAAUCGCUAUGUCCGGCUCGAUCUUAUCUCAUUUCGCCGUCGACAAGGAUCCUGCCGAAACCGCCAGAUAUGUUGCGCGCAAAAACGGAUGUCCGACAAACGAUACUCGAAAAAUGGUAUACUGUUUGCGAGAAUUGUCAGUGAAAAAUUUAAUAAAAGUCGACUCCGAAUUGGAGAACAUUCGUUCAGCCGCCCGAGGUUUCGUCUCUGCUUUAGCUAACUUGCUCGCACCCGGUCCUGUUGUGGAAGGCGCCGACGAUGGGAGAUCGCUCCCGAAUUUUAUGACUGCAUCGCCAGAGAAUUCCUUGAAGCUCGGCGAUAUCCCGUCUAUACCAUUGUUAACCGGAGUUAUGAAUGACGAAACGGGAGGCGCCAUCUCCGGCCGAUACAAGGACGAAGUGCAGAACAAAUUGAAUGCAGAUCCAAAUUUUUUGAUCAAUGAUUUCAUACCGUAUUUGCAAGGAACCAUCCCAAACAUGCAAAACGGAUCGCGGAUUAUCCCGCAGGCUUUCAGUGACUAUUUCGAUUACACAGGCUUACGCACGCAAAGUAGAGUCGCGGAAGCUUUAGCCGAUUCACUCUACAACGCUCCUGCACUUUUGACCGUCGACCAUUGGUCGAAAAAGGCAAACGCAUUUUUAUAUACCUUUGAUCAUAAAGGAAAGAGAAAUUACGGUAAAGAUUUCCUCGCCGGAUUGCCGAUCGUUAACGCUAUACAAUCUCCUGACGGUAAUUUGUAUCACGGCGAUGAUUUAGGAUUCGUCUUUAAUCGAAAUACAAUUACCGGCGAAAAAGUGGCCGACAGUGAUAAACCAGACGAAUCGGAUGAACGUGUGACUGAGACUUUCACAAACAUGAUAGCAAAUUUUGCAAGGAGCGGCACGCUUAGCGCGCCUACUGGAAAUAUACGUUCCAAUAACACUUCCAAUAGCACUUGGAUGCCAGACAUAAUUCCACAAUUCUCGGAUGACACAAAUUCAUUUGUCAGUAUUACAACGACUCUGCAAAGCAAAACUAAUUUUAGAUACUGCGAAAUGGGAUUGUGGACUGUUGCGCCGGAACGAUUUGAAUCAGCUUUGUGUAGCGUAAGUAAUGUGCUUCCCCAAUUAAUAGACCAAGGCACCAAAGGAACAGCAUCUGUAAUUAAUAAACCCAUCAACGCGCUCAAUGAGCUCAUCCCAGAAGUCAAAGAAGCGAAUGUAGAAAAUAAAACGCAACCAACAAAACCAAACGGCGGAAUAUUACCAAAAGUACCGCGAAUACCAUUUGCUGGUUAAAUUCUUAUUCUUCGUACAUUUACUUUAUACCACGGUGUAAGAAUAUAAGGUGAUUUCACGACCAUUGUAUUCUAUCAAAAAAUCUGUGAUCAAGAUGUCAUAGUUAAGGCAUGUCACACAAGAUGUCACGUUGGUGCAAAAUCCCAAGUAAAAAAGAAUAGAAGAUAUGGAUCAUAGAUAUAUUACAUAUAGAUAGAGCUUUGUGAAUCUUACUGCCUGCCAAGAUAAAAUUAUCUUUUCCUCCCUCGCGCAUGUGCAAUCGCGCAUUUAUCUUCUGUUUAUCCAUGACAGCCAAGGAUAUAACCCUAAUUUUAUGUAAAAGUGCUGUAUCCGCCGAGAUAAAUAUACGAAUGCGUAUGCGCGAAGGAGGAAAAUCCGUCAUUAUCUUGGCAGGUGUUGCACUAUAGCAAAAAUGGUACAAAGCUCUAUCUAUAUGUAAUAUAUCUAUGAUAUGGAUAGAUGUGGAUAGAAAAA